This is a messenger RNA of Schistocerca americana (American grasshopper), 1163 nucleotides long. Its product is annotated as phospholysine phosphohistidine inorganic pyrophosphate phosphatase-like. Gene Ontology annotation, cellular component: cytosol. Gene Ontology annotation, molecular function: phosphatase activity; inorganic diphosphate phosphatase activity. NCBI's taxonomy places the organism in Eukaryota, Metazoa, Arthropoda, Insecta, Orthoptera, Acrididae. The transcript has a single exon. The record is from RefSeq and is a predicted model, not a curated record. The coding region runs from base 59 to 958 and encodes 299 amino acids. Gene Ontology annotation, biological process: dephosphorylation.
AGCAAGUAUUCAAGACCAAGUAGAUUAAGGAGUGCUGGUACCGGAGUUACGUGUACGGAUGAGAGUUGCUGACUGGGGAACGUCGUUUAUUGCAUUUUCGUUGUAUGUAAACAGAGCAACGAACAACCCUGUGAUAGACACUCGAAAUUUUGGAAGUAUCACAAUGAGUACACUGAAAUUACCACAAAGAAUAAAUGGAGUUUUAUUAGACAUAACAGGUGUUCUCAAGGACGGAUCGUCUGCCAUACCUGGCUCUGUCGAGGCUGUAAAUAGGUUGAAAAAAGCCGGGCUGGCCAUUAAGUUACUAACGAAUGAAACUCAGGUUACUAGAUCGUCGUUAUGUUUGACGUUAUCAAAAAUGGGUUACUGCGUUACGGAACAUGACAUUAUUCCGCCAUGCCCUGCUCUGGUUGACCUUUUACGAAAAGAAAAACUACGGCCACAUCUUCUUGUACAUCCAGACGUAUUAUCAGAAUUUGACGGCCUCAACAAGGAAGACCCUAACUGUGUUGUUGUCGGCGACGCUGCGGAAAACUUUUCGUACGAGAAUCUUAAUAAAGCGUUUCGAAUUUUGAUCGAUAUGGAUAAGCCGCGGCUUUUUUCCAUGGGCAGAGGUAAAUACUAUAGAGAGAAAGGAGACUUAGUUUUAGAUGUUGGUGUAUUCACCACAGCAUUAGAAUAUGCUACAGGUGUCUCCGCCGAAGUUGUUGGGAAACCACUUGCCUCUUUUUUUCACUCAGCGCUAUCUGCAAUAGGAGUAAAACCUGAAGAAGCUGUUAUGGUUGGUGAUGACAUUGAAUCAGAUAUCGGGGGAGCACAAGCUUGUGGAAUAGCAGGUAUACUUGUAAGAACUGGUAAGUUUCGUCCAUGUGAUGAAAAGCACCCGAGGGUAAAACCGGAUGUUAUUGUUGAUGAUCUUGCGGAAGCGGUCGAUAUCAUUGUUCAGUCAAGGAAUUAGCUUUAAAAUACAAGCGCUUACAGUUUAAUUUGCAUUUUUGUCUUGUGACAGCAUGUAUGAUAUUAAGAAACUGUAAUACUGUUGAUUUGCACAGCUGUAUGGUGAAUGAAACUUAAGUUGAAAAGUUAAGUUUUGUUGUACCAUCCCCUUAGAUUAUUCCAUGUUACAAAUCAUUUUUGAGAAUAAACUUUAAUCAGAUAUCAAA